UAAAAGAUUUUUAUAUCCGCAAGGUGUUAGAUCGAUGGUUGAUGGUAAGAAAAAUUAUUUUGAUUCAAUUAAAAGAAAACUAAUACGAGUAUCUAAAAUUAAAAAUUUUUAUUAUUUUAGCUGUUGAUAUGAUUGUUAAUGGGAAAGCACCAAAAAUUCCACAAUUUCAUGAAAUUGCAACAUAUGAUCCACCAAUGUUUAAAGAAGAAAAUCAAAUUAUUAAUCUUAAUCAAUCUGCCAGAAGAAUCUGGAAUUUUGUAAGAGGUUUAGAUUCAGUACCAGGUGCUAUAGCUUUUGUUGAUGGAACUGAUGAAAAAAUUCGUCUUUUUGGAGCUAGUUUAUAUUCUGGUGAAAUGAUAACCGGAUCUCCAUUAAUGUUAAAGGGUUUAAAGGAACCGGGAAUUAUACAUGAAAAUGGUCUGUUGUUAAAAGGAACAGAUGAUGCAUAUGUCAAUAUAAAACGCAUCAAGAAAGGAACUAAAAUGAUAGAAGCUAAAAAUUGGUUUAAAACACAAGAAAAACAAAUAGAAUUAGUUUUGACUGAAGAUGAACUACAUAAAAAGGAGAAUUUAAGAGAAAUUUGGAAUUCAAUUUUAAAAUUACCAAUUGAGAAUGAAACUGAUUUCUUUGCAAGCGGGGCCGGAUCAAUGGAUGUUGUUCACUUAAUUGAAGAAUGUAAAGAAGUUUUAGAUAUUUCAACACUUGAAAAUGAACAUCUCUUUAUGGCGCCAACAUUUGAAGAUUUUUUCACAGAAAUUGUAAAAAUGUUAAGAGCUGGAAAUAGCAAAAACGCUGCAAAAACAUAUUUCGAAGGAUUUACUCUUAAGGAGAAUAAACGAGAAAUACCUGUACCAACACAACUUUUUAUUAAUGGCCGUUUUGUUGAUGCCGAGAAUCGAGCUACCUUAGAUAUUGUUAAUCCAGCAACUGAACAAAUUUUAUGUAAAGUUGCUUGCGCCUCAAAGAAAGACGUUGAUAAAGCUAUCAAAGCUGCUCAUACGGCAUUUGAAGGCCCUUGGAAACAGGUUUCAGCCAGACAACGAGGCCAGUUAAUGAUGAAAUUGGCAAAUUUGAUGGAAGAGCACAAAGAAGAGUUAGCUACAAUUGAAGCUGCCGAUUCCGGUGCUGUUUAUACAUUAGCUUUAAAAACACAUGUAGGUAUGUCAAUUGACGUUUGGAAAUAUUUUGCUGGAUGGACUGAUAAAAUUCAUGGUUCUACAAUUCCUGUUAACCCAGCUAGACCAAAUAACGUUUUAACAUACACUAAAAAAGAACCUAUCGGGGUUGUUGGUCUUAUAACACCUUGGAAUUAUCCUUUGAUGAUGCUGUCGUGGAAAAUGGCUGCUUGUAUUGCUGCAGGCAAUGUUUGUGUUAUAAAACCGGCUCAAGUUUGUCCACUUACAGCACUCAAAUUUGCUGAAUUAUCAGUGAAGGCUGGUUUCCCACCAGGUGUCAUUAACAUACUCACAGGAAAAGGUAGUGUAGCCGGUCAAGCUAUUGCAGAUCAUCCGUUAGUGAGAAAAUUAGGUUUUACAGGGUCUACGUCAGUUGGUCAACAGAUUAUGACAUCAUGUGCAACAUCGAAUAUAAAAAAAUGUUCUUUAGAAUUAGGUGGUAAAAGCCCUUUGGUAAUAUAUGCAGAUUGUGAUUUAGAUAAAGCUAUUAAGCAUGGGGCAUCAUCAGUUUUCUUCAAUAAAGGUGAAAAUUGUAUAGCAGCUGGUCGUAUUUUUGUUGAGGAUAGAAUUCAUGAUGAAUUUGUUCAUCGUAUGAUUAAAUAUGUUAAGUCAAUGGUUAUUGGAGAUCCAUUUAAUCGUGCUACAAAUCAUGGACCACAAAAUCAUCGUUCACAUUUCGAGAAAUUAAUUGAAUAUUGUGAAAUUGGUAUUAAGGAAGGAGCAAAAUUAGUUUAUGGUGGUGGACCAGUACCAAACACAAAAGGAUUUUAUUUUCAACCAACAAUAUUUACAGAUGUUGAGGAUCAUAUGUUUGUUGCCAAAGAGGAAUCUUUCGGUCCUAUUAUGAUCAUUUCGAAAUUUAACUCAAGUGAUGUAGAUUUGGCAAAACGUUUUAAUAAUACUGAAUAUGGAUUGGCUAGCGGUGUAUUUACAAAUAACAUAAGUAAAGCAUUAAAAUUUGCUGAUACUGUUGAAGCUGGAACAGUUUUUAUUAAUGUUUACAAUAAAACAGAUGUUGCUGCACCGUUUGGUGGUUUUAAACAGAGUGGUUUUGGUAAAGAUUUGGGCGAAGAAGCUUUAAAUGAAUAUUUAAAAACAAAAUGUGUAACAAUUGAAUAUUAAUUUUUCUUUUCUUUUUGCUUCUAUAAUAAUUAUUUAUUUAUAACUAGAUUUUUAAUAUGUGAUGUAAGUUCUUUUUUAAAUAUAAUUA
Condylostylus longicornis is the source of this 2385-nucleotide messenger RNA. RefSeq names its product cytosolic 10-formyltetrahydrofolate dehydrogenase-like. The coding region runs from base 129 to 2297 and encodes 722 amino acids. The transcript is spliced from 4 exons. Lineage: Eukaryota; Metazoa; Arthropoda; Insecta; Diptera; Dolichopodidae. Gene Ontology annotation, biological process: biosynthetic process. The record is from RefSeq and is a predicted model, not a curated record. Gene Ontology annotation, molecular function: formyltetrahydrofolate dehydrogenase activity; aldehyde dehydrogenase (NAD+) activity.